GACGUGAAAGCCGUUACACAAAAGUAAUCUUGUUGUUGUUGUUGUUGAUCUCAAAUGGAGAGAAUCAAACAGUGCCCAGACCAGAGACCAAUAAGACGGGAAUACAAGAACAUGUUUAACUGGAGGUAGACAGCACAGUCCUAUGCUUUCUUCAAGACGGGACAGGAACAUAUUAAACUACUAAAUGAAAAUGCAGAGGUAUUUCUUUCAGUCUGUGCUCUGGAACUCAAAAAGAGCAUUCAGUGGUGCCUUGACAAGUCCCGCUCACUUAUUGCCAACGACAUGUAGUAGUAGACUGCUGGUGCUGAGCCCUCACAGGGGCCAGCUGCUACACGCGUCACGGUCCCUCAGUGUGUCCGAACACAGGAAGACAAACCCACAGAAAGAACCGAGGAAAAGUCGCCCGCAUGAAAAACAGUCGCCUGCGGCCCAAGAGAGUCCUGACCAGCCCAACCUUUUUGACCCAACUACUUUGUCAGGAAGCGGGGAGGGGCAGCAAAGAUUGCCAAGUGACUCAAUUCAGGAAACCUAUUAUUAUGAUACUAAACAGGAACAAGAGGCGGCUCCUGUAGAAACCGAUCCCCUCCAGGACAGCUCGAUCAGUCUCUUUCAGCGAUUCAAAAAGACUUUUAAACAGUAUGGGAAAGUUAUGAUUCCGGUUCACCUGUUUACGUCCACUCUAUGGUUCGGUACGUUUUACUACGCAGCAAUGAAAGGUGUUAAUGUGGUUCCGUUUUUUGAGUUGCUCGGACUGCCUGAUAGUUUAUUAAAUCUUCUGCGAAAAUCUCAGGGUGGAAAUGCACUGACUGCUUAUGCCUUGUACAAGAUUGCAACACCAGCCAGGUACACGGUGACCCUGGGAGGAACAUCCUUUGCAGUGAAAUAUCUCCGCACCCAUGGGUAUAUGUCAACACCACCUCCAGUGAGGGACUACAUCCAGGAUAAGAUGGAUGAAACCAGGGAGCGGUUCUCAGAGAAGAUGGAAGAGACAAAAGAAAUGCUUAGUGGGAAAAUGGAAGAAACAAAGGGCAAAAUAUCUGGGAAAAUGGAGGAGACAAAGGACAAAAUAUCUGGGAAAAUACAAGAAACCAAAGAAAAGGUCUCCUUCAGGAAGAAAAAAUAAAGAUUCCACAAAAUAUUGUCCGCGUAAAUGCACUUGGCAAAUACAAACUCAUCCAUUAGCUCAUCCACUGUCUAUGUUCAGAAUUAAAUGUCAGACAAUACACGAGUACCCUCCGCACUGUUAACCAUUGGCACCCAGUGUUUGCUGCUGUCUUUUUUUGUGGUACAAAGUAUGACAAUGAACUGUUUUUAUGUAAAUAAAGUACCUUACUCCAGUUAUAACACAGAUCAGGUACAUAUCUUAACACUAUUAGUGGAGUCCUGCAGCUUAGUGGUUAGACC
Messenger RNA from Callorhinchus milii (elephant shark), 1404 nucleotides. It is a transcript of the gene mims1a, whose product is annotated as family with sequence similarity 210 member Aa. The record is from RefSeq and is a predicted model, not a curated record. Bases 185 to 1123 code for a protein of 312 amino acids. The transcript is spliced from 4 exons. NCBI's taxonomy places the organism in Eukaryota, Metazoa, Chordata, Chondrichthyes, Chimaeriformes, Callorhinchidae. Gene Ontology annotation, cellular component: mitochondrion.